AAUUGUGGUCGCAUUAACCAGUUUGACCAUUGGUUAAAAUUCUUUUUAUUCUGUUCUUCCAGGUGCAUGAAUUCACUUUCAAUAUUAAACUUGAUAUUUUUCAAAUAUUUUACUUACCAAAGGCAUCAGAAAAUGGUUAACGAUUAUCUACAAUAUUAUGGAGGAUCUAUUAAACAUUUCAAACGUGAUACGUGGGUGGUGUUAAAAUUAUAUUUUCGGUUUGUUUGGGAAGAGAAAGAUAACCCCGAAACAUGGGAGGAAAAAUUAGCCAAACAUUAUUGGGAUCGCUUGUACAAGGAGUAUGCAGUAGCUGAUUUGAGUAGAUAUAAGGAAAAGAAACUUGGUCUUCGCUGGCGUUCGGAAAAAGAAGUUAUUUCGGGCAAGGGACAAUUUAAAUGCGGAGCGGUGGAUUGUAACUCUGUCGAGUUUCUACGAUCCUGGGAGGUGGAUUUUGCUUACAGAGAAAGAGGGUUAAAACGAAAUGUUUUGGUGAAGGUACGCCUCUGUCCAAUGUGUUCUGCGAAGCUCAAUUACCAUAAACGGCAUUCCGAGUUCCUUUCACAACCCCAGAUCAGGAAGGAGGAAAGUGAUUCGAAAGCUGGAAAGAAGGCUGAAGAACCUGACAAACCCCCAAAGCAGGCUGCUGGUAGUGAGGUAUGGAAGGAAUCUUCUUCUGUCCAGAAAGAUGACUCUUCCAGGAGAACUUUAGAAGAUGAGUUUGACGAUUAUCUGAGAAGCAUGUUUAUGUGA
Rodentolepis nana is the source of this 750-nucleotide messenger RNA. Lineage: Eukaryota; Metazoa; Platyhelminthes; Cestoda; Cyclophyllidea; Hymenolepididae. The record is from the annotation of a GenBank genome assembly.